Messenger RNA from Cordyceps militaris CM01, 969 nucleotides. RefSeq lists its product as uncharacterized. Lineage: Eukaryota; Fungi; Ascomycota; Sordariomycetes; Hypocreales; Cordycipitaceae. The record is from RefSeq and is a predicted model, not a curated record. Bases 1 to 969 code for a protein of 322 amino acids. The transcript has 4 exons. Gene Ontology annotation, cellular component: intracellular membrane-bounded organelle. Gene Ontology annotation, biological process: vesicle-mediated transport.
AUGAGUGACGCCUACAUUUUAUUUAGGCCUUCCUCUGCGGGUCAAGGCAAUCUGGCCAGGACGUGCACCGCACCACACCGAAUCCUUUUCCCUUGCCGGGGGGGCCUUGAUUCUGACCUUAAUCGUCCUCGCCUCGCCUUGGCCAUUAGUGAACUAUUCUCUCCGUCCGGCUUUGCGACCAUUUCAGCCCUGUUUGACCUUCGUCACUUAACUAGUUGUCUCCACUUUUUUAGUUGCAACAAGUGCCACGCCGCGCCUCUGGUCUCUGGUACCAGAAGACUGGUCGCGUCCGCCGCUCUCUUUGGGGUCCCAAUCUUUCGUCCCUCCCACUCUCCCAAAGCAUCCUCCUUUUCCUCCUUCAUCAUAAUCACCUAUCCGUCGAGACGAAAAAGAGCUUCCCGCACGGAAAUCAAUCGCUCGUCUCCGCACCUCAUCAUGGACGCCACAAACCUGCUCGACCCCCGCCUCAUCGGCAGCCGAUGCCCUAGCGGCUACUCGUACCGCAACGGAUACUGCUACCGCAACAGCUGGUACAGCUGGGGUCGCUGGGUCCUCGUCGGUGUCCUCAUCUUCUUUGCUCUCGUCUUCCUCUUCCUCUGCAGCUGCUGCGCUCGCCGCCGCUCGCGCAAGGGUUCCAAGCCCAUGUACGGCACCGGCUGGAUGGGCGGCAACAAAUGGGGUGGCAACAACAACAACAACGCCCAGAACACCUAUCCUCAGCAGACCUACCCCCAGCAGGACUACAACCAGAACCAAGGUGGCUACAACUACAACCAGCAGCAGCAGGGCUAUCAGGCACCGCCCAACUACGGCAACAACUCCCAGCAGCCCCAGAAUACCGGCACCACCAUGAACCCCAACGACGGCUACUACGGUAACCAGCAGUACGGCGGCCCCCAGCAGCCCCAGAACACGUACCAGCCCGCUGGUGGCUACGCCCCUCCUCCCGGCCCUCCUCCCACCAAAUAA